Triplophysa rosa is the source of this 1677-nucleotide messenger RNA. RefSeq names its product F-box and leucine-rich repeat protein 17 (gene fbxl17). The record is from RefSeq and is a predicted model, not a curated record. NCBI's taxonomy places the organism in Eukaryota, Metazoa, Chordata, Actinopteri, Cypriniformes, Nemacheilidae. The coding region runs from base 146 to 1588 and encodes 480 amino acids. Gene Ontology annotation, molecular function: protein binding. The transcript has 7 exons. Gene Ontology annotation, cellular component: cytosol; nucleus; SCF ubiquitin ligase complex. Gene Ontology annotation, biological process: G2/M transition of mitotic cell cycle; regulation of cell cycle; SCF-dependent proteasomal ubiquitin-dependent protein catabolic process.
UGUGGUUUGAAUUCCGGAAGUGUUUUGAUGCAUUGUAGCAGGUUGACGGGGCCGUGCGCGGUUACGGGGCUCGUGUUCUGCAGUGUUUCGCGGAUUAUGAGCGCGCGGGACGGAGUUGCGAGCUGAGUCACUGCGAGUCAUCUAUAUGGGCCAUUUUCUCUCCAAGAAUGCUCAUAGCCUGAAGAAAACACGGAAGCUGCCCAAGAAGAAGAGGAGGAGGAAUUGCUUCCUUCAGGGCCCCUGCAUGCUUUGCUUCAUCGUCCACGGCAACAGCGGAAGCAUCGAGGACGACUGGCCCUUCGAGAGUGGCUGCGCGGCGGCGGCAGCAUCCAAACUCGUGGAACACUACGCCGCGUUGAACUCGCCCGAAGACUGCGCCAAGUUCCUCCGGUCUCCAGGAGAGCGAGCCCUCUGGGAGACCCAGGGCAGAAGUCUGCUGUCCGCCGUGCCGGUCAAGCUGAUCACGCCCCCGGCGCUCUUCUGCGCCGUCGUCCCAGCCGCGGACUAUUCAGAAAUGGUGUGCAAGCGCAAGAGCGCCGAGCUGCAGCGGUGCGCGCCCCGCAAGCAGCCACGCUGUGCCUUCCAGGAGCCCAUGGAGAACGGAGAAGAGAGAGGAGACGCCUCCGCAUCGGAUGACCAGUGCCUCCUGCCCUCUCUCUGUCCUCUGCCUUCAUCGUCUUCCUCAGAGGAGAACGGGUGCGCCGCGGGGAUGGAUGCGGCCAGCUCCUCUUCCACCUGUGAGGCCUCGGAGGAGGAAAAAACCCCUGAAAGUUCAGAGCAAUCUCACAUUAACCAGCUGCCCUCAUCUAUACUGCUCAAGGUGUUUUCUCAUCUGUCGGUGAAGGAGAGAUGUUUAGCAGCGUCUCUGGUGUGCAAGUACUGGCGUGACCUCUGCCUAGACUUCCAGUUCUGGAAACAAAUCGAUCUUAGCGGCCUUCAGCAGGUUAAAGAUGAUCUUUUGGUGAAGAUCGCAUCUAGAAGACAGAACGUUACCGAGAUCAACAUUUCUGACUGCCGGAACGUUCAGGAUCACGGCGUUUGUACUCUGGCAUCUAACUGUAGAGGUCUGGUUAAGUACACGGCGUACCGUUGUAAACAGCUCAGUGAUGUGUCGCUCUGCGCCGUCGCCGUCCACUGCCCACUUCUGCACAAAAUUCAUGUUGGAAACCAGGACAAGCUCACAGAUCAAGCUCUUAAACUGUUGGGCGAGCAUUGCAAAGACCUGCGGGACGUCCAUUUCGGACAGUGUUAUAACAUCAGUGAUGACGGGCUGGUGGCGUUGGCUCAGGGCUGCUCCAAACUCCAGAGAAUCUACAUGCAGGAAAAUAAACUGGUGACGGAUAAAUCCGUGCAAGCGUUUGCGGAGAACUGUCCCGAGCUCCGUUUCGUGGGAUUCAUGGGCUGUUCGGUGACAUCACAGGGGGUCAUCCACCUGACCCGGCUUCAGGAUCUGAACAGUCUGGAUCUGCGACACAUCUCUGAACUCAACAACGAGACGGUGAUGGAGGUGGUGAGAAAGUGUCGGAACCUGACGUCUCUUAAUCUCUGCCUUAACUGGACCAUCAAUGACAGGUACUGCAACACUUGACUUUCUCGAAGGUUUGUUGUUCUGUCCGGCUGGAGAGGGUUGUGUUAUUGGUUGUCAUGUGUGACAUAUAAAACGACAUCGGUGCGGUA